Molecule: messenger RNA, 919 nt
Organism: Thlaspi arvense
Lineage: Eukaryota; Viridiplantae; Streptophyta; Magnoliopsida; Brassicales; Brassicaceae
Source: the annotation of a GenBank genome assembly
AGUAGAUAUGCUGAAUCAAGUUCCUAUACUAAAUUUUAACAUCAUAUUAUUAUCUACUUCUUCACCACUCUGUUUCGUUCUCUGUCUCUCUCUUUUUUAGGAACGCCAUGAAAGGACAGAAACAAAGCUUAACAUCUUCUUGUAAUAUCCAUCCAAUAGAGUUUAUUGAAGGUGUGUGUCCUCUCUGUCUCAACGAGAGGCUUCUAGUUUUGGCUUCUCUGCAGAAAAUAUACUCUCCAUCUUCUCCUCCUUACCACAACAGCAAAGGAUCUUCUAACAAGAAAAGCAUCAGACUCUUCUCCUUCCUCGGCUUCUUCAAACUGCGAUGCCACAAGAAAUAUCACCAAACCACCUCCACCAUCAGUCCAGAAGAUUCAUUCAUUUCGAUCAAGUUCGAAGACAACGGAGCAACGUCUUGGGAAAAAGAAAAAGAAUCUUCUCAGCUUGGAAACUGCAAGGCUUCAUGGGAUCAACAAUAUCAUGAUCAUGACAUGCUCCACACGAAGGAGAUUAUUCGUCAGCUGUAGAUUAAGAUACCGAGAACUGAAUGCUUCUUAUUUAAACACCAAGUAUUUAUACAAUAAUGAAGUCGGUUCUAAAUCCAAUGCUAAUUUAGGAAAAUAUACUUAUCACGUUAAGAAAAUUAUACAUAUUCUUAAAAAUAUACAUUAAGGAAAAUAUACGAUCAUAUAUCCUCCAAUACUCUCCUUCACGUUGGAGUGUGAAGAUUUAGAACAUCCAACUUGGAUACUAAAUGUUGAAAUGGAACUCGACCAAACGCCUUCGUCAAGAUAUCUGCUAUCUGUUAGUCUGUACGAAUAUGUUGUAGGACGAUGAUGCCGUCUGUAACUGCAUCACGAACGGAAUGACAGUCCGACUCGAUAUGCUUGGUACGUUCAUAGAAGACCGGAUUAGUGGC